This is a messenger RNA of Electrophorus electricus (electric eel), 2206 nucleotides long. RefSeq names its product UbiA prenyltransferase domain containing 1 (gene ubiad1). The record is from RefSeq and is a predicted model, not a curated record. Gene Ontology annotation, biological process: vitamin K biosynthetic process; menaquinone biosynthetic process. Gene Ontology annotation, molecular function: prenyltransferase activity. Gene Ontology annotation, cellular component: Golgi membrane; endoplasmic reticulum. NCBI's taxonomy places the organism in Eukaryota, Metazoa, Chordata, Actinopteri, Gymnotiformes, Gymnotidae.
UUAGCUACACAGAGCUAAGCUAAAUACUCUCACACUUGACACGUUAGCUGGUGUGCCAACACUUCUGUUUAGGAUCUGACCAGUUUGUGUUGCACUACAAGGGCUUACGGGAAGGAUGUAUGAACAGGGCAUAGAAUAGCUCUUUAGUCUCGAAAAGAUAGACAAGAACAGGUCUUUGUUCCACCACACUAAGGUUGCCAUGGCUGCGGGCCAAAAGAAAACGAGUGCAAAGACGCAUGUGUUGGCGGGCUCUAACGGGCUGAACGGGGCAAAGUCACCAGGAACGCCCGUGGAGGGAAAUCGCAACACCAAGAUCUCCCGGGUGGCCAAAAUGGCCCUGGACAUGCAGGACAAGUGUGCAGCGUACGUCCUAGCCCUCCGGCCUUGGAGUUUUAGUGCCUCGCUCACCCCUGUGGCACUGGGCAGUGCACUGGCCUACAAGCUGGAGGGCUCUGUGGACCUUGUUGUCCUGUUGGUGUGCGCCGUGGCAGUGCUGGUGGUCCAUGGGGCGGGCAACCUGGUGAACACGUACUACGACUUCUCUAAGGGAAUUGACCAUAAGAAGAGCGAUGACAGGACUUUGGUGGAUCGGAUAUUAGAGCCGCAGGACGUGGUGAUGUUUGGCGCCGUGUUGUACUCCGUGGGGUGCCUGUGUGCAACACUGUUAUACUUCCUCUCCACACUGAGACUCGAGCAUCUGGCUCUCAUCUAUUUUGGAGGCCUGUCCAGCUCAUUUUUGUAUACUGGAGGGAUAGGCCUGAAGUACGUCGCCCUGGGCGACGUGGUCAUCCUCAUCACCUUCGGCCCGCUGGCCGUCAUGUUCGCGCACGCCGUGCAGGUAGGCUACCUGUCGGUGUUGCCGCUGGUGUACGCCGUGCCGCUGGCGCUCAACACAGAGGCCAUCCUGCACAGCAACAACACGCGCGACAUGGACUCGGACCGGCAGGCGGGCAUCGUCACGCUGGCCAUCCUGGUGGGGCCGGCGCUGUCGUACGUCAUCUACAACCUGCUGCUCUUUGUGCCCUACGUGCUCUUCUGCAUCCUGGCCACGCGCUACACCAUCAGCAUGGCGCUGCCCCUGCUCACGCUGCCCAUGGCCUUCCCGCUGGAGAGGCAGUUCCGCAGCCAGCACUACUCCAAGAUCCCGCAGAAGACGGCCAAGCUCAAUGUGCUCCUGGGACUCUUCUAUGUCUUCGGCAUCAUUCUGGCACCGCAGGGCAGCCUGCCGCUUUUGUGAAACGGUGGGGUGGAGGGGAUAGACUUUUUCUUUUUGGUCAUUUUCAUUUUCUCAGUUUUGUUUUAAGUGUCAUGAUAGGCUGUGUACUUUUUUGUUUUUAUUUAUAGUUUUUGUUUUUUUUCCUGAAGAACAAAGACUAAUUUAUUGUAUAAUUUAUGCUGCUGAGGGAAAACAAACCGGUCGGUGUGUGCGAGGUGUUGAUCUCUUCACAGUUCAUGGGCUGUGUUAAAUUAUUGGUAAAUGACAAGUUCAUUACCAGAAUGACUGGGCAGUUUUAUGACUAAGCAAAUUUGGAUGUUUGCUUAUACAUUUUCCUGAUAGUAUUGCUUCAUUUAGAAUCCACAGAUGUGUCUGUAUGAGCUGAAAUUUUUUUUAAAGCACAUUCUAUAGCCAAGCUUUAAAAGCUAAAUCGCCAGUUAAACUUUGUCCAAGUCAGUUACUCCCAAAUGUGUUCACUGUAUAGGCUCAAAUGUUCAGUCAACUGGGUUAGAUGUACAGCCAAGUAAGUGUGAAGGAAUUCUAUUGGUUCUUGGUUAUGUUGAUAUACUGAUUCUUCAGAACCUUUCCCACAUGUGGAAACAGUAUGUGUGGCUUAUAAAUCUAAUCCUUCAUUUAAGGAGGAAGUUGCAGAAUAUAAAUUAGAUCAGCCUCAUAUAAGUGUUGAGUUUGAUUAAAUUUAAGGUGCAAUAUACAUUUUAAAAAUAAAAUAAAUCCCAAACUUAUGUGGGUCAUGCAGUUUAUUGGAUCUUUUUGAUCUUUUUGCACUGACGUGACGAUGCUUCAUUUUUCCUCCUGUAAACAGAAUACAUGUGAAAACAUUGAUUACUCAUGUAAAAAUUUGCCUUUUAUAUAGCCACGCGUUAACAAGCUGUUUGUGUCGUGUGCACACAAUGCUAAGUUGUGCAUUAGCUGUUCUAACAUUGUGCACUGGCCCGUGUCCAGUUUUUAAUAAAUUGUUUGCCCACUUCA